This is a messenger RNA of Pseudogymnoascus verrucosus, 2398 nucleotides long. RefSeq lists its product as uncharacterized. The record is from RefSeq and is a predicted model, not a curated record. The transcript has 3 exons. Bases 176 to 2341 code for a protein of 721 amino acids. Gene Ontology annotation, molecular function: long-chain-alcohol oxidase activity; flavin adenine dinucleotide binding. NCBI's taxonomy places the organism in Eukaryota, Fungi, Ascomycota, Leotiomycetes, Thelebolales, Thelebolaceae.
CCCGCAUUUCAGACUCCAAGGGGCCCGCCGGGAACCCCCGGAAUGCACGUGUGGGGAAAGACUGGGGAAGCAAUAUAUUGACCUCAACAGAACUGUUUCUCUUCGUCUCUGGAAAUUCAUUUAAUUGAACAUUCAUAUCCCUUGUUCACGGCGUAUAAACGCGUCCAAUCCCAUCAUGAGCACCCCCCUUGGUCCCCUCUCGACUCCCCUCCCUCCACUCCCUGAUGAUGUUUUCACCUCGGCACAAUGGUCCAUCCUCCUUGCCCUGAUGGACACUGUUGUGCCCCGGAUUGUAAGGGCUUCUGCAGCUUCGCCUUCGCGCGCGAUUGACGAGCUCGUCAUCUCGGAGGAGGAAUAUGGAGCAAUUGCGCGCGCGGCAGGAAACAAGGAGGGAGAAACCCUGGACGCGUACCUGGCAGAGCGGCCGAGCGAGAGUGAGGACUUCAAGGGGUUGUUGAGGAGACAGCUCGUGUCAUACGCGAGGGAGGACCAGAGGAGACCACUGAUGAUAAUAUUGUCGGUUCUGAGCACCCGCCCAGGAGCGCUCCUGCUCACGGGCUAUGCCACGCCUCUGGACCAGCUUGACAUUAAGUCCCGAACAGCAAUCCUCCAGGGCUGGGGCACGAGCUAUCUCGGCGCCAUGCGUACUCUCUACAAUACCUUGACGUCCAUUGGAAAGAUGAUUCACAUCAAAUCCUCGCGCCUUUUCCCCACUGUUACGGGAUUCAGUGCCAUCCCGCUGAAAUACUCGCCAGGCCCCUCGUAUGAGUACACGUUCUUGCAGUUCCCUGAGUCCCAGACACCUGCCAUCCUCGAUUUUGACGUGGUGAUCGUCGGCUCUGGACUCGGCGGUGGCAUCUCAGCUAAGAACCUCGCCGAGGCCGGCUUCUCCGUCCUCGUCAUUGACAAGGCAUACCACUACACGUCCGCACAACUCCCAAUGACCGAGGCACAGGGGAUGAUCCACCUCUUCGAGAAUGGCGGCGUAAUCCCGAGUGAAGACUCCUCGAUUAACGUCCUAACUGGCUCCAACUUCGGCGGCGGCGGCACUGUCAACUGGUCCGCCGCGCUGCAGCCCCAAGGCUUCGUGCGCAAAGAAUGGGCCGAGGACCGCAACCUCCCCCUGUUCACAUCCGCCACAUUCCAGGAAUCCCUCGACCGCGUUUGCGAGCGCAUGGGCGUCUCCGACAAGCACAUCCGCCACAAUCACGGCAACAGGAUCCUCCUCGAGGGCGCGCGCCGCAUGGGGCAUACCGCCAAAGCCGUUCCGCAGAACACGGCCGGCAACGAGCAUUACUGUGGCCACUGCAUUAUGGGUUGCUCUAGCUGCGAGAAGCAAGGGCCAAAUGUGUGCUGGUUGCCUGACGCGGCACGCGCGGGCGCCCAGUUUGUCGAGGGCUUGGCAGUCGAGAAGGUCUUGAUGGAUGGGAAGAAGGCGGUUGGUGUUAAGGGACUGUGGACGUCGCGUGCGGGCGGCAAGCGUGAGGUUAUCGUCAAGGCAAAGCGAGUCAUUGUCGCAGCCGGCUCGAUCUACUCACCACACAUACUGAUGAACAGCGGAAUUAAGAACAAUCAAAUUGGCCGCCACCUUUACUUGCACCCUGUCAACGUUGUCUCUGCCUUCUUCAAGGAAGAAGUCCGCCCCUGGGAGGGUGGCAUCCUCACGACUGUCUGCUCUUCCUUCGAGAACCUAGACGGUCACGGCCAUGGCGUCAAACUCGAGGCAACCUGCAUGAUGCCCUCCCUCUGCCUCUCCAUGAUCAACUGGAACUCCGGCACCUCCUGGAAGACCACCGCAGCCAAGUACCCGCACAUGAACUCGUACAUCUCACUCACGCGCGACCGCGACCCCGGCCGCGUGCUCCACGGCCCCAAGAUCGAGUACACCCCCAGCGCAUUCGACCGUCGCCACGUGCUCACGGGUCUGAUCGAGAUGUCGCGCAUGCUCCUCGUAACGGGCGCGCGCGAGAUCCACGUCAACGUGCCUGGCAUCCGGCCAUUCAUCGUCGAUGAGACCGGCGGCGACGCGACGUGCGAGGUCGUGGAUCCGCGCUUCGUGGAUUGGAUUGCGCAUGUGGAGGCGGUGGGCAAUUCUCCGCCGAACGCAACGUUUGCGUGUGCGCAUCAGAUGGGGUCGAAUAGGAUGAGUGCGAAGAAGGCGGAUGGAGUUGUUGAUCCGGAGGGUAGGGUGUGGGGCACCAAGGGACUGUAUAUAACGGAUGCCAGUGUGUUCCCGUCGGCGAGUGGGGUGAACCCCAUGGUGACGAAUUUGGCGAUCAGUGAUAUCACGAGUCGUGGAAUUGCGGCGGGUCUGAAGAAGGAGACGGGGACGAAGUUAUAAGGGGCAGUCGCGAGCCGCUAAAGUCAGGAGAGGGGGAUGCGGCGAAGCGUUGUGAUA